GUUUAAAUUCUCUUUGUAAAAGUGUUCUGUGGGGAUCGGGGUCUAGAAAAUAUAAAAGCAUUAAAAUUUAUUUUAAUAUUCUUUCAAGUUUCCACAAUUUUCCUGACUUCUGUGAGUGUGAAUUUAUUUUACUUAUUACGUGAAGAUCUUACGUAUUAUUAAAGCUAAAACAUACAAUACUUAUACAUUUGCGAUUGGUGUUCUAUGUAUUUAAAAUAUGACUCUAUCAGAAUACGAUCAGCUGAAAAACCAUAUCAUUUAUUAUUUAGGAUUACAUGAAGAUCACAGUUCUUUAUUAACAGUUCUUAAGGAAUUUUAUAAAGAUGAUAUAGAUUCUCCUCGAAGAUACGAGAAAAUAAAGACAAUUCGUGAACUACUCCAUUUGUUAGAGAUCAGAUAUGUAUUGUCUGAAGCUAACUUAACACCUCUAAAAGAAAUUUGUUACAGAGCUAGUGAUAAUCAUUUACUUCAAAGAGUACUGGAUUAUGAGCAGUUAAGUGCUUCAAAGGGCAAGGACAAUAAUUGUUACUAUGAUUUAAAAAAUGAUCAAACAUACCAAACUACUACUACAGGCCAUCACUAUGGUAACAUAAGCGACCAUAAAAAGAAUAGAAUUAAUCAGAUUAUAAUUGAGGAAAUAGGUAGUUAUUGGAGAAAUCUUGCCAGGAAUUUAAGAGUACAGGAACAAAUAAUAGAUGAAAUUGAAAGCAAAUACAAAGCAAUAUCUGAAAAAGCAUCAAAGCUACUCGAGUUCUAUGAAACAAGAGCAGAUCCACAAAGAGGUUUCUAUGUUUUGUGUAAUGCUUUAGAAAAAUCAAGAAGGAAAGAUAUUAGUAAAUCAAUACAGGAAGUCAUGCUUAUGAAUAUAUAAUUAAACAAAGCUUAUAUUGAUA
Messenger RNA from Leptidea sinapis, 893 nucleotides. It is a transcript of the gene Fadd, whose product is annotated as fas-associated death domain protein. Gene Ontology annotation, biological process: signal transduction; regulation of apoptotic process. Lineage: Eukaryota; Metazoa; Arthropoda; Insecta; Lepidoptera; Pieridae. Bases 218 to 871 code for a protein of 217 amino acids. The record is from RefSeq and is a predicted model, not a curated record. Gene Ontology annotation, molecular function: protein binding. The transcript has 2 exons.